Messenger RNA from Dalotia coriaria, 1438 nucleotides. It is a transcript of the gene Cpr56F, whose product is annotated as Cuticular protein 56F. Gene Ontology annotation, cellular component: extracellular matrix. The record is from RefSeq and is a predicted model, not a curated record. NCBI's taxonomy places the organism in Eukaryota, Metazoa, Arthropoda, Insecta, Coleoptera, Staphylinidae. The transcript is spliced from 3 exons. Bases 126 to 821 code for a protein of 231 amino acids.
CGCAGCGUCGAAGCAAAGCGCAUCUCUUCGGCUCUGAUUCUGCCUUCUGCCAAACAGCGUUUACGAUUUUGUUGUGAUCAUCAACACAGUUUCAAGUGAACAUUAAUCAGUGUGGUAGCCAAAAGAUGAAGGCCGUGUUUGUGUUUGUCGCCCUCGCAGGGUUUGCGCUAGUAUCUGGCGAGCCACCAGUGCCGUCCAACCAAUAUCUGCCUAGCAAUCAAUAUGGCGCCCCAAGCCAAUCUUAUUCGCCACCUUCGGGUUCCUAUGGCGCUCCCAGCCAGAACUACGGUGCCCCAAGCCAAAACUACGGUGCUCCGAGCCAAAACUACGGCGCACCUAGCAGAAACUACGGUGCCCCGAGCCAGACAACAGCCGUAAUCAGACCUAACACCCAAUAUGGCGCCCCAUCCGCCAGGCCUACCAAUAAUUACCUGCCUCCAUCUACCGGUGGUGGAUACAGCGGCGGUGGCGGUUACAGCGGUGGUGGUGGAUAUGGCGGAGGCGGCUACGAUGAUCAAUCGGAACCUGCCAACUACAACUUCAAAUACGAUGUCCAAGACGCUGCUUCCGGCAACGACUUUGGGCAUGAAGAAUCACGUCAAGGAGAUGUCGCCCGCGGCAAAUAUUACGUCCUCUUGCCCGAUGGCAGACGCCAGGUUGUAGAAUACACCGCCGACAGCGAAGGCUACAAACCGAAAAUCUCCUACGAGCAAGUCGGUGGCGGCUAUGGCGGUAACGCUGGUGGAUACUCUGGCGGCGGUUACUCUGGUGGUGGUUACUCCGGCGGUGGUGGUGGUGGAAACGGUGGAUACCAAUACUAAACAUCUCCACCUCACGCCCACACACGAGUGAACUAGUUAAGAAUAAAAAUCGGCAAGGACGUUUCAUCACAAUGCGCUUUUCAUUAACAUGUUAAGCGCCGCGUGAGACGUUCUCCUGCCACCGCAAGUUUUCAAUCGUUGUACCGUCAUCAAUUUCGUUCGUUCCGCGCGAACGAAAUGUACAUAAUCGCAUAUAGUUUUUGUAUUUUUAAUUCGUAGUUCGAACAUAUCUAGGUAAGAACUCUCAGCCCAAGCCCAGGUAACCGUCAAUGAUCACCACUGCCAUGUUCAUGGUCUCUGAUUACACUGAUUAUUCAACUGUUUAUGUAAUUCGUAAUAUUUAACACGUCACAGCAUCACCACUAUACAAUAUUUAAGUUUGGGAUCUCUGGAUGAUAAUAUUUCCGAUUUCCUAGGCGGAGGGAGGUAUUAUUUCAGGUCAGUAAAGUACAAUGUAACAAAUGAGCAAUGAAUUUGAAAAAUCUUGCAUAUCGUACUAAUUUUUAUUUGCCAUAUUUGUAUUAUUAGAACGUAAAAUUACUGCAUUUUCAUGACAUGACAUUAGGAAUGUAUUAUGUAUAAACCUUUAUGUGCAAAUAAAUAUAAUGAGAAAUGCA